Molecule: messenger RNA, 2022 nt
Organism: Xylaria bambusicola
Lineage: Eukaryota; Fungi; Ascomycota; Sordariomycetes; Xylariales; Xylariaceae
Product: aminopeptidase-like protein
Exons: 4
Coding region: 1-2022 (673 amino acids)
Molecular function (GO): metalloaminopeptidase activity
Source: RefSeq, a predicted model, not a curated record
AUGCGGAUCUUAAGAAGCCUUACCGUACUGCCUGUGGCCUCACGACCAGUCCUCACUGUUUUUGUUCCCAAAACCUCUAAUGCCCGUCCUUGUGCAUCUCUCUUCAGCCACCCGACCGUACUAGGACGUCACUCAACUGUUCGCUUUCAGGGCACUGUCGCUCUCGAUAUGGCCAAAGUCGACACCACCAAACGGCUCACCGAGCUGCGCCACCUGAUGAAGGACCGCAAGAUUGAUGUGUACAUCGUUCCUUCUGAAGAUAGCCAUUCCUCAGAGUACAUCGCUCCGUGUGAUGCCCGCCGUGCUUUCAUUUCUGGCUUCACUGGCUCUGCUGGCUGUGCCGUUAUCACCCAUGAUAAGGCUGCCUUGGCCACGGAUGGCCGCUACUUUAACCAGGCUAGCAAACAGCUCGACGACAAUUGGUUGUUGCUGAAGCAAGGCAUCCAGGAUGUGCCCACAUGGCAGGAAUGGACCGCAGAGCAAGCCGAAGGUGGCAAGGCUGUCGCCGUUGACCCGACUCUUCUGACGAGCGGAGGCGCCCAGAAGUUGUCGGAGAAGAUCCAGAAAAAUGGAGGCAAAGAGCUGGAAGCUGUUGCUGAGAACUUGGUCGACCUUGUCUGGGGCUCGGAAAGACCUUCCCGGCCAAUCGAGCCGGUAAUCAUUCUCGACCAGAAGUUCGCCGGGAAGGAUGUGAAGACAAAAUUAGAAGAACUACGCCAAGAACUGGAGAAGAAGAAGUCACUGGCGUUUGUCAUCUCGAUGCUUGAUGAGAUUGCCUGGCUUUUUAACCUUCGAGGAAAUGAUAUUCCUUAUAACCCUGUGUUCUUCUCAUAUGCCGUCGUAACUCCAGAACAAGCUACUCUUUACAUCGACUCUUCAAAACUGAGCUCGGAGUGCCAAGCCUCCUUAGAGCAGAACAAAGUGGUUAUCAAACCCUACCAAGAUAUCUUUUCAGAUGUUACCGCUCUUGGUCAAGUCGCCAAAGCCAAGAAGGACGAAGCCAGCCAGAGCAGAAAGAAGUUUUUGAUCUCUAACAAGGCCUCGUGGGCUCUGAAGCGUGCUUUGGGAGGGGAUGAUUUUGUGGAAGAGGCUAGGAGUCCUUUGGCUGAUGCGAAGGCGAUCAAGAACGAGACCGAAUUAGAGGGCAUGAGAGCUUGUCAUAUCAGAGAUGGUGCUGCUUUGAUUGAGUACUUUGCCUGGCUCGAGGACCAAUUAGUUGUCCAGAAGGCAACUAUCGAUGAGGUUGAAGCAGCCGACAAGCUGGAAGCCUACCGUGCCAAGCAAGACAACUUUGUGGGACUUUCAUUUGAUACCAUUUCGUCUACUGGCCCAAAUGCCGCCGUGAUUCAUUAUAAGCCAGAGAAAGGAAGUUGCGCAACAAUUGACCCUAACGCUAUCUAUCUAUGCGACUCCGGAGCACAGUAUCUCGAUGGAACUACAGACACUACUCGCACACUACAUUUCGGAACGCCCACAGAGCGGGAAAUCGAGGCGUAUACUCUCGUACUGAAGGGAAAUAUUGCUCUAGACACGACUGUCUUCCCGAAAUUCACAACAGGCUUUGCCGUGGAUGCGAUGGCGCGCCAGUUCUUAUGGAAACAAGGGCUGGACUACCGACAUGGCACCGGCCAUGGUGUCGGGUCAUUUCUCAACGUUCACGAAGGACCUAUCGGAAUCGGGACGCGGGCUCAAUUUUUCGAGGUUCCUCUUUCACCAGGCAACGUCAUCUCUAACGAGCCGGGCUUCUACGAAGACGGCUCCUUUGGCAUUCGCAUAGAAAAUGUUAUCAUGGUUAAGGAAGUCCAGACCAAAUACAAAUUCGGUGACAAGCCGUUCCUGGGGUUUGAGCACGUUACCAUGGUACCGUACUGCCGCAAGCUGAUCGACCCCAACCUUUUGACGGCGGAGGAGAAACAGUGGCUCAACGAUUACAACGCAGAUAUUUUCGAGAAGACCAAGGGGUUCUUUGAGAAAGACGAGUUAACCUUGGCCUGGCUCAAGAAGGAGACACAACCACUCUAA